Molecule: messenger RNA, 4850 nt
Organism: Globicephala melas (long-finned pilot whale)
Lineage: Eukaryota; Metazoa; Chordata; Mammalia; Artiodactyla; Delphinidae
Gene: FLRT3
Product: fibronectin leucine rich transmembrane protein 3
Molecular function (GO): protein binding
Source: RefSeq, a predicted model, not a curated record
UCACCCCCUUCUUCAACCACUGCGAGGUGAAGCUUUAACUUCAGACUUGGAGGUGGGCUGUGCAGUAAACUGGAAUGCUGUCCCUUGCUCGCUCCUCAGUGGAGGCGUGAUCUGAACAGGACCAGCUCAGCCUGCAGCUGCCGUUGGCUUUGUGUGGACUGGACGCCGAGCUGGGCAGAGGGGGAGGGUUAUUACUCCAAUUCCCAGGCAGUGGAAUUACAGCUAGAGCGGCAGAACAUAUGGGAUUGCUUUUUCUCGCCUUCCCGGAGAUGCUCAGACCCAGUGUAUUUCAAGGAACAGAAACAUAAAGGAAAUCUAGUAUGCUUCCUUUUUUUUUCCCCAUGAAGAAUAUUUGAAUUAAGUUUUUUUUUACCUCUUGAAAGAAUACCUGUUCUUUCAUAACCUGUGACUGCACCAGCUAUUCUGAGAAAGCAGCAAGAAGCAAAAGCUGGAAAUAGCUAUUUCACAGCAGGUAAUCACACCUCAGGAUGUAGCUACUGUACAAAGUUUAUACUUGGAUAAUUCUGGAUGGGAAUAAAGGUGGGGGGUAACUGCCUGAAAACCUAUUACUAUACAGGUCUUAGCAUCAUGAAUGGCUUUCUUCAUGAGGAUCUGAAGUUACUAUCUCUGACCACAUUGCACAGAAGAGCCAAUAAGAAUUUCAAAGAGAGCAGUUUCCACUAAGGGAAUUAAGCUACACAAAAGGAACCUUCACACAGAAACUCUAUAAGAAAGGAAAAAAAAAAAACAUAGGAAACCAUGUGUUCUACAUAGUAACAGGAAAGUGAAUUGUUUCUGGUCCCCACUUUAAUAAGCUUGCCCACCAUGCUGAACCGCAGCUGGAAUGUUCAUUGACAACAGCAAGCCUGAUCUGGAGGUGUGUGCGGCAUAGGAUUACUUGAAUAAACAGUGAAGAAUAUUUCCAAGGACUAAACAAGAGUUUAUAAGUCCCAGCCCCUCACCAGGAAAAUAAUAUAUGCGCAUUGGAUUUUCACUCACGCAAAAUUUACCCACAUCGUUCAAUAAGGGCUCUGAAACUACCUUGUGUAAAGACCUCAACACUGCUGACCAUGAUCAGCCCAGCCUGGAGCAUCUUCCUCAUCGGGGCUAAAAUUGGGCUGUUCCUCCAGGUGGCACCACUAUCAGUUAUGGCUAAAUCCUGUCCAUCUGUGUGCCGCUGUGAUGCCGGUUUCAUUUACUGUAAUGAUCGCUUUCUGACAUCCAUUCCAACAGGAAUACCAGAGGAUGCUACAACUCUCUACCUUCAGAACAACCAAAUAAAUAAUGCUGGGAUUCCUUCAGAUUUGAAAAACUUGCUGAAAGUAGAAAGAAUAUACCUAUAUCACAACAGUUUAGAUGAAUUUCCUACCAACCUACCAAAGUACGUAAAAGAGUUACAUCUGCAAGAAAAUAAUAUAAGGACUAUCACUUAUGAUUCACUUUCAAAAAUCCCCUAUCUGGAAGAAUUACAUUUAGAUGAUAACUCCGUCUCAGCUGUUAGCAUUGAAGAGGGGGCAUUCCGAGACAGUAACUAUCUCCGGCUGCUUUUCCUGUCCCGUAAUCAUCUUAGCACAAUCCCCUGGGGUUUGCCCAGGACUAUAGAAGAACUCCGCUUGGAUGAUAAUCGCAUAUCCACCAUCUCAUCACCAUCUCUUCAAGGUCUCACUAGCCUAAAACGCCUGGUUUUGGAUGGAAACCUGCUGAACAACCACGGUUUAGGUGAUAAAGUUUUCUUCAACCUAGUCAACUUAACGGAACUGUCACUGGUACGGAAUUCCCUGACUGCUGCACCAGUAAACCUCCCAGGCACAAACCUGAGGAAGCUUUAUCUUCAAGAUAACCAUAUCAAUCGGGUGCCCCCAAAUGCUUUUUCUUAUCUAAGGCAGCUGUAUCGACUUGAUAUGUCCAAUAACAACCUAAGUAAUUUACCUCAGGGUAUCUUUGAUGAUUUGGACAACAUAACCCAAUUGAUUCUUCGCAACAAUCCGUGGUAUUGUGGGUGCAAGAUGAAAUGGGUGCGUGACUGGUUACAAUCACUACCUGUGAAGGUCAAUGUGCGUGGACUCAUGUGCCAAGCCCCCGAAAAGGUUCGGGGAAUGGCUAUCAAGGACCUCAAUGUGGAACUGUUUGAUUGUAAGGACAGCGCAGUUGUAAGCACCAUUCAGACAACCACUGCAACACCCAAAACAGUGCAUCCUGCUCAAGGACAGUGGCCAGCUCCAGUGACCAAACAACCAGACAUGAAGAACCCCAAACUCACUAAGGAUCAGCGAACCACGGGGAAUCCAGCAAGAAAAACAAUUAUCAUUACUGUGAAAGCUGUCACCUCUGACACAAUUCAUAUCUCUUGGAAACUUGUCCUACCUAUGACUGCUUUAAGACUCAGCUGGCUCAAACUGGGUCACAGCCCAGCGUUUGGAUCUAUAACGGAAACAAUUGUAACAGGAGAACGCAGUGAAUACUUGGUCACAGCCCUGGAGCCUGAUUCACCCUAUCGAGUCUGCAUGGUUCCCAUGGAAACCAGUAACCUCUACCUAUUUGAUGAAACUCCUGUUUGUAUUGAGACUGAAACCGCACCCCUUCGAAUGUACAACCCUACAACCACCCUUAAUCGAGAGCAAGAGAAAGAACCUUACAAAAACCCCAAUUUACCAUUGGCUGCCAUCAUUGGUGGGGCCGUGGCCCUGGUGACCAUCGCCCUUCUCGCUUUAGUGUGCUGGUAUGUUCAUAGGAAUGGAUCACUCUUCUCAAGGAACUGUGCGUACAGCAAAGGGAAGAGAAGAAAGGAUGACUAUGCGGAAGCUGGCACCAAGAAGGACAACUCCAUCCUGGAAAUCAGGGAGACUUCUUUUCAGAUGUUACCGAUAAGCAAUGAACCCAUGUCAAAGGAGGAAUUUGUAAUACACACCAUAUUUCCUCCUAACGGAAUGAAUCUGUACAAAAACAAUCACAGUGAAAGCAGUAGUAACCGAAGCUACAGAGACAGUGGUAUUCCAGACUCAGAUCACUCACACUCAUGAUGCUGGAGGACUCGCAGCAUACCGUGUUUCGGUUUUUUUAAACCUAAGGGAGGUGAUGGUAGGAACCCUGUUCUACUGUAAAACACUGGAAAAAGAGACUGAGAAAAGCAAUGUACUGUACAUUUGCCAUAUAAUUUAUAUUUAUGAACUUUUUAUUAAAAGUUUCAAAUUUCAGGUUACUGCUGCGAUUGAUGUAGUGGAGAAGCCUGAACACAAUUCUAUAUUUUAGUACUUUUUAGUAAUUUGUACUGUAUUUUCCUUGCAAAUAUUGAAGUUAUAAAUCAUUUACUUUGUGUUCUACUGAGUAAGAUGACUUGUUGACUGUGAAAGUGAAUUUUCUUGCUGUGUUGAACAAUCAGAACUGCGUUCACAUGAGAUCCUUGUAGUAUAAGCACAGGCCAUUUUUCACUUUGGUAUUAAUGUAAAAAAAAAAAACUGGCUGAAUGAGAAAAAUUAAAUUUCAAAAGGUAGUUAUGAAAUAAUGUUCCAAUUAUUAAAUUUGUAUUCCAGUGGUAUUCAAUAAUCAAAAUAUGUGAAGUAAUGGGCAAUAUCAGACUUGCUGCAUAACUCCAUUUUUACCCUAAGCAAAUUAGAUAUCCUUAAGAAAGUAAACAUAUCUUCUGAGCUGAAUCCAUCAGCUGGCAUAAAAGGAGUGUGAAGUCUGCUGUUGUUAAUGCCAUUGUUAACAAAGCUUUGAGAAUAAAGGACUUCACAAAAACAAUACUGUAAGCGUGCUUCCAGGUUAGGGGGAAAUCUGUACUUAGGAAAACAUGAAAACAUAGACUCGCAUAGCGUAAUGAACACAAAUCUCAGAAUUGCAUUCUGGUUUUGCCUAUACCAUCCUGAUUUUUGAAAAGUCAACUCUAAAGACACAAUUGUUCAUGUUUAUGAUGUUUUUAUCAUAAAGGAUGUCAAAAAAAACCUUACACACAUUAAAAAGGUAGCAUAACCGUAAGCAAUUCCCCUCAGCAAUGAAGAGAAAGUAGUACUUUAAAUGAGAAUUUAAAAGAAAAAUGAAUACUAGAAAUUAAACUUAGAUCUGGUUUAUGUGAAACAUUUUAACACUGUACAUAAACGUUCAAUUUACGUUCACAAUGAUCAAGAAUACUGCCCAUUACUGUCACAGUUUUCCAGAUAUUACAUAAUUAACUUGUAAUGUAACAUUUCUUUCCAGCUUCCUACUGAAUUGUGAGCUAUUACUUGUUUAAAAACCUCAUCACUUUUCUGUUGCCAUGAUUUUUUUUUUUCCCAACAAAAAACCAAAGUGCAUUGUACGCCCUUUGGCCAGUCUUGUAUGUGCCUUGAUCCAACGCUACAUGUAUUCAGCUUUUAAAACUCGACAAAUUUUUCAUACUUCCUUAAAUAUGAAAAAUUGUGGUCUUAUUGCUGAAUAAAACAAAAGAAAGGACAAAAUAAUUGUGCUUGCUGUUUCGGGAUUAUGUUACUAUCAGUAAAGUAGCAAACUGCCCAGCACAUUAGUCCUAAGUACCCCCUGUAUUUUUCUAGGCAUAAAAAUAAAUGUUGGCUACAAAUAAAAAAAAUAGCAAUAUCUUGAGCUUGUGUAUUAUUUUACUUAAGGGUUCAGCGUUUCAUGCAUAAACGAAUAUCCUAACAGUCUUUUGGAAUACUCUUACAGAAAACUUCAGAAGUGGUUUUGUGACCUUCCAGUCUUUGUACACCGCUGCUGUUGUCCUGGUUGAUACUUUAAGGUGGUUUUUGAAAAAUUAAUAUUUUUUAAAAUAGCUUUUUGGUAGUACAAGUUGGCAUCAGAGGAUCUGAUAUCCCAGAUUUACCACUUACUAGGUAUGUGAAAACAAACCAUUUACUCUC